Messenger RNA from Neodiprion fabricii, 1448 nucleotides. RefSeq names its product odorant receptor 4-like. NCBI's taxonomy places the organism in Eukaryota, Metazoa, Arthropoda, Insecta, Hymenoptera, Diprionidae. The coding region runs from base 1 to 1353 and encodes 450 amino acids. Gene Ontology annotation, molecular function: olfactory receptor activity; odorant binding. Gene Ontology annotation, cellular component: plasma membrane. The record is from RefSeq and is a predicted model, not a curated record. The transcript is spliced from 7 exons. Gene Ontology annotation, biological process: detection of chemical stimulus involved in sensory perception of smell; sensory perception of smell.
AUGUCGUCUCAUACCGACAAUGAAAGUCCGAGCUGCAGCCAAAAAUCUGGGACCAAAAUGCUCAAAGGAAAAGACGACUUCCAAUCGAAUUUUUCGAGCCAUUUUAGAGACAUAAAAAACCUCCGCCAGGUACACAAGAUACCAUGGAUCAAGGAAACGAGUUUUAACACUGCAAUGGGGGGCGUGAGGCACGGAUUGAGUCUGAUUGCAUCUUGGCCAAUGAUGAUGGAAACUUGGAGAAUGACGGUGAUUUGGUUGUUUUACGCUGCCGGAUUUUUUGUGUGCGUGUGCGGUUGUUUGGGCGGGGCGAUUACGGCUAGGAAGGACCUCCAGCGUUUGGUCGCGGCGCUUGGUCAAGCCAUCCCAGUCACGGUGAUAGCCAUCAAAUACGGGCUAUUCAAGACGCAAGUGAAGCCGCUGAACCAGAUCCUGAAAAGCAUGGAAUCGGACUGGGAAAGUGAAAACCUGAAUUCACGAAGGGACGAUCCGGAGGCGAUACGACGCCGUGAGAUAAUGACGAAUCAUGCCCGAGUACCCAGAAUUUUUUUCAACGUUUAUACGUCGGUCGUGACGAUUUGUUGGAUUUUGUUCACGAUCGCGCCAGCAACGAAGAGAAUAUCGUCACGUGAUCAAUCCGCACAGAAUGCCAACAAACUCCCUCUCAAUUCGUGGUACCCUUUUCCCUUCAGUCACAGCCCCAUUUAUCAGAUCAUGUACGUGUUCGAGGUAUUCUUGGGGAAUGUAAUGGUCAUCGCACACACCGGCAUAGACAGUUUGCUAGUUACCAUAAUUUUUCAUCUCUGCGGACAGCUGGAGAUACUGCGGAGUUGCAUUGAGGAGUUUCGAACUGAGGAACGGAGUGAGGAAAUGAUGUGGGCCGACGUGAAGUUCAUAGUUAAACGACACGAAUGGAUAAUAAAUUCAGCUCGUAGUCUGGAGAAAUCCUUCAAUAAAAUUUUAUUCAGCCAGCUACUUGCAGGCACACUGCACAUUUGCUUGGCAGGCUUCAGUGUCCUACAGGCAAUGGAAUCCAACAACACGUCAGUUUUUGUGAAGUUCGGCCUUUUACUUACAAUGGCUCUGCAGCAACUAUUCAUUUAUAGUUUGGCUGGGGAUUACCUAACGUCCCAGGGUACUUUGAUCCGAGUAGCUGCCUAUAAAGCCACCUGGUACAAACUACCACCAUCUGUGAGCAGAUCAUUUUUAUUGAUCAUGAUCAGAGCAACAAAACCGAUUACACUUACUGCGGGAAAAUUCUCGGUCAUGUCAUUACCCAAUUUCACCUCGCUUAUCAAAUCGGCGGUGUCGUAUCUCUCGGUUCUGAGAGCGAUGAAUACGGACAAUUCUAACUAGUUAGUCAGGACUGUUGAAGCAGUUUAAGAUACUUGAAUUCUACUUUAUUGACGUAGUUAACUUUGUGCUAUUGAUAAAUAUUAGGAAAUUUGUUA